Messenger RNA from Cydia fagiglandana, 2688 nucleotides. It is a transcript of the gene B52, whose product is annotated as serine-arginine protein 55. The record is from RefSeq and is a predicted model, not a curated record. Gene Ontology annotation, molecular function: mRNA binding. The coding region runs from base 167 to 1333 and encodes 388 amino acids. Lineage: Eukaryota; Metazoa; Arthropoda; Insecta; Lepidoptera; Tortricidae. The transcript is spliced from 11 exons. Gene Ontology annotation, cellular component: nucleus; cytoplasm.
UCCUUCAUUCAUUUCCGGUUACGCGACGCGACACGUGCUAGCGGAGUGCUACUUAUAAAAAUAAAUAGUGGUUUAUUGUGAUUAGAGUGAAUAAAUUCAAUAAUAUUUGAAGUGAAUCGAAAGUAGGUACUACUUAUACAUAAGCGUUUGCAGUAUUUCCACAUAAAUGGUGGGGUCAAGAGUUUACGUCGGCGGUCUGCCGUUCGGUGUCAGGGACAGAGACUUGGAGAAGUUUUUCAAGGGAUUUGGGAGGAUCAGGGACAUACUUAUUAAAAACGGAUAUGGUUUUGUGGAGUUUGAAGAUUACAGAGAUGCAGACGAUGCAGUCUAUGAACUCAAUGGCAAGGAUUUACUAGGAGAAAGGGUGACGGUGGAGCGCGCGCGAGGCAUGCCGCGCGGCUCGGACCGCUGGCGCAGCCGCGACCAGCCGCCCGCGCCGGCGCCCUCCCGCCGUCCGCCGCCGCCCAAACGCCGGGACGCGUCUGUAUUACACACACGAAAGAACCAAGAUGACAAUUACAGAUAUGGGCCGCCAACGAGGACGGAGUACCGGCUUGUCGUCGAAAAUCUGUCUAGCCGCAUUAGCUGGCAGGACCUGAAGGAUUACAUGCGUCAAGCUGGAGAAGUGACUUACGCUGACGCGCACAAGCAACACAGAAAUGAGGGCGUGGUGGAGUUCGCGACGCAUUCCGACAUGCGCGCCGCCAUCGAGAAGCUGGACAACACCGAGUUGAAUGGGCGCCGCAUCCGCCUGGUGGAGGACCGGCGUUCUUCGCGACGCCGCACGCGCUCGUCCUCGAGCCGCAGUCGCAGCCGCUCGCGUGCGCGCCGCAGCCGAAGCCGCUCCAGGGCCGGCCGCAGCCGUUCCCGCUCCAAGUCCAAGGGCAAGAGCAAGAGCCCCGCUGCUAAGUCCCGAUCUAGAUCCCGAUCCAAGUGUGUUAUUACUUGCGCUGAGCAAAAUUUAAAAACGGAUCGCAGCCGCUCGAAGUCGCGCUCGGGCUCGCCGCGCCGCGCCGACCGCCGCUCCGGAUCGCGCGGCUCCGACCGCAAGUCCGAGGACCGCAACGGACACCGCUCCAAGUCCAGAUCGCCCGCCAAAUCCAAGGAAAGAUCUCGAUCCCGCAGCAAGGAGGCGGGUUCUCCCAAGCGUGAAGAGCGCGAGGAGCGUCGCGUAAGCAAGUCUCGGUCUCGGUCCCGCUCUCGCUCGCGGUCCGCGUCGCGCGGCCGCUCCCGCUCGCGCGACCGCUCGGCGUCCCGCUCCCGCUCGCGCUCGCGGUCGCCGCGCCAGAACGGCGACGCGCCCGACGACCGAUCACCGCGCUCCGGCGAUUAGACAUACACAGAUCGUCUUUAGUGCUAUACUGACUUGAUUAUGUUGUGUUAUUAAGGUUUCAAAUAUGUACCAAAACCACGUACAUAUAAUUAUGGCUAUUCUUGGGUCGAAUGCGGUAGCGUUAAUAGCAUAGUCCUCUAUGUAAUUAAUCCUUUUCGCUCUUACUUAUUCGAUUGAUCAAUUGGAAGCUUUUAUGUUUACCCUAAGUGUAAAGCAUUUUUCACCCAGGUUUAAUUUAAGCAGGUUCAGUAUAGUAUUUUAGAUCCUAAUUAUAAGCCAUUAUAUAGUUGUAAUUUCAUCCACACAAUCUAGGAACCUAUUCAGCAGAGCCAAAGUAAGACGGUUCACACAUGGCAUUGUUUUGUGAAGUUGUUUUUCAGUAAUCAUCAUAAAAAUAGUUGCUUGUUCGAAACAAUUGCCAUAUCGAACUACUUUUACUUCGCGGUUGGAUAGAUCCUUAGUUAUUCGCUGUAGGAUUUUUAAAAUUAAUGUGUACCUUUCGUUCAAGUGUAAAGGUAGAAAAAAUUGUUUACCAAAUAUAUGAAACACAAAUACCUUUGUACUCCUGCUCGUCAUUUCAUGCAUUAUUUAUUAUCAGUGAUCGGCGCGGAUGGUGCUACACCGCGGGUUACCGAGUAGAAAUCUUCUUGAAAAACUUAAUAAAUAACACUAUUUCGAACAAGAUCGCGGCAUUUGUGUCAUGUCCGUAUUAAGAUUUUUGUGCGGAAUCCUGUACCCGCACCGAAUCGUGUGGCACCGUCCGUGCCGAUCACUGAUUACAGCCGACUAAAUUAGUUUUAACUUAAACUUUUUUAAUUACCGCUAUUCUGAUAUUUAGUUUAUACUUUUUGGGCUAGUGAACAAUUGAAUUCAUAAUUUGGCGUUGUUUGACGAGACAGAAAAGUGACUAUCAAUUUAUUUCUGUGAAAAUGAAUUAGCACUCGUGCAUUACAUUUAAAAACGUACAAUAAUUUUAUUAUUAAAUGAGUAUUGUGUAAGGGAAUUUUAAUUCUUAUUUGUAACAGGUUUUGACACGGUUUCAAAGUACAUUGUUACCUGACCGACAGGUAGGCAAUCGGAGGCAAUCCUAUUCGAUAGGCUUAUAUACCUAGUAUUUUGUAAAUAUCUAAUUUUAUUACUAAGAUUCCACCGUACGUUUAUGCACCUAUCUGAUCUGUUUCAAUCUUAUUUAUAUUUUGUGUAUAAGUUAUGUGGAAACGUGACUGAAAAUUGCUGCAGGUCUUCUGGCGUUUUUUUUUAUCAAAUCUGUGUCACACGUUGUCCUAGUUAGAAAGGAGCAAAUAGGUUCAAAAUUUGUGGGAUCUCUGACUAUUAAGAAUAAAUUACGAUACGAG